AUGAAUAUUGUACCUGAAUAUCAAAUUGAAGAACCAAAAAAUUAUAAUGAAUUUAAAGCAACAGCAUCUCGAUCUAUGCCAAAACCGGCGCCUGCAUCAGCACCUUAUGACUAUUCGCAACAUCAACCACGUCCAGCUCCUUAUAUAACAUCCCCACCACCACCACCACCGGCUCCACCUGCACAAGCAAAACCAAAUGCUACUAAUAAACCUUCAUUUAAUGUUAAUGUACAAGCAACACCUGGUUCCGGAAAUCGUGUAUUUAUGAAAGGUAGUAAAGGUAGUGCAUCAUUAAAUCAAAAUGAAAAUACCAAUCAAACACCUAAAUGUUAUGCAUGUGGUGUAGUCAUAAGAGGUCCAUAUAUCUCAGCUAUUGGUCGUUGUUAUUGUGUAGAUCAUUUUACAUGUUCAAAUUGUUCAGUUAAUUUGGUCGAAUGUGGUUUUAUUGAAGAGAAUGGAAAAUUAUAUUGUGAACGUGAUUUUGAACAAUAUCUUGCACCACGUUGUGCUAAAUGUUCACAGUCAAUAUUAAAAGAAUGUGUUCAUGCACUUGAAAAAACUUGGCAUCCUGAAUGUUUUACAUGUACGGCAUGCAAAAAAUCAAUUGGUACUGGAUCAUUUCAUGUCGAAGAAGGUCAACCAUAUUGUAUUGAAGAUUAUCGUCGAAUGUUUCAAGUUAAAUGUACUAGUUGCGAUUUUCCUAUUGAACCUGGUGACAAAUAUCUUGAAGCUUUGGGUGGCACAUAUCAUGUUGAAUGUUUCAAUUGUUCUAUGUGUCAAGUGAGUUUAAAUGGUCAACCAUUUCUUGUCAAAAACGAUCGGCCUUAUUGUCGUUUACAUGGUCGUUCAUAA
Messenger RNA from Rotaria sordida, 852 nucleotides. The record is from the annotation of a GenBank genome assembly. Lineage: Eukaryota; Metazoa; Rotifera; Eurotatoria; Philodinida; Philodinidae.